AUGUCGCGGGUUGCACAUGCCCCCAACGAUAGCCUCUACGUGCUGUGUGGGGUGGUGAUCGCCAUGCUCCUGGUGGCACUCAUCAUUGUUCUCCUGGCCGUUACCAUUAGUCGCACCGCGCCGCUGACACCGCCGCGCCGCUUUUCGCCGCGUCGGUCCUUUUUCGUCGCCAAAAUUUCCACCCUCGCGGACAAGCUGCUUUCCUUCCUGCACAAACACCAGCGCCGAAAGAUGGUGGGCGCGACCGCAACGUUACUAGCGGUGCGCUUGGUUCGCAGCAAACUACGGAAGAGAGACGAGACGGCGGCCGCCCAGGAAGUGGUGCUGCACACGACGGGACCUGCGCCUGCGCCGGCGCCCGCGCAGCCCGUCACCAUCGCCACCAUCUUCGGCAGCGACGUCGCGCCGUUGACGGUGCCCAGCGCCACCAGCAGCCUGCCCGGCGCCGUCGCGGCGGCGCCGGCAGGCCUCGUCGUCAACCCCAUCACCGGCGCGCCGGUGCCUGCGCCGCCGCCUCUUCCGACCUCCAACGGGGCGGCGCCUGCCGCCCCCGCGCCACCGCCCCUGCUGUGGCAGUACCCCGCGCCCUACUCGCUGUACGGCACGGAACAGGAUGCAGCCGUCCACGGGGUACUUCCGGCGGAGCGGUCGGGCUUCUGCAGAGGCUUCCGGCGUUCGCUGCGUGGCCGCUGGCGCCGCCUUGUGAGGCGUAAGCCCGAGCGCGACCCGUACACGCUGCCCGCCGAGGUGCGGGACCAGCUCAAGCAGAUCUACGUGUACUGAGCGCCGUCGCUCGGGCGGGCGGGCGAGCGAGCGGGCUGGCUGGCUGGCGAGCCGGCUGGCGCGGACGCGGACCUUGGGGUGUGCCUUAUCGCCGGGCGUGCGUCAAACGCCGUCCGUUGCCGCUGCCGCCGCCAGCCGGUGCGCGCCACC
Gryllus bimaculatus (two-spotted cricket) is the source of this 933-nucleotide messenger RNA. The record is from the annotation of a GenBank genome assembly. Lineage: Eukaryota; Metazoa; Arthropoda; Insecta; Orthoptera; Gryllidae.